Molecule: messenger RNA, 1686 nt
Organism: Diaporthe batatas
Lineage: Eukaryota; Fungi; Ascomycota; Sordariomycetes; Diaporthales; Diaporthaceae
Exons: 4
Coding region: 1-1686 (561 amino acids)
Cellular component (GO): nucleus
Molecular function (GO): protein binding
Source: RefSeq, a predicted model, not a curated record
AUGGAAGCCUCUCGCGAGAAGCCGAUCCAUCAGCAGCCGAAGCUCUGCGAGCAUAUCCUCAGCCAUGCUUCCAAGUCGGCCGUUCCCCUCCGCAUUGGCGCAUCCUCGAUUCCUCAGGCUGGCAGUGGGCUGUUCGCUGUCAAUCACAUUCCUGCUGGGUCCGAGAUUUUUCGCUCUAGCCCGCUCGUCGUCGUGGCCGAGUCUGCCCACCAAAACGUUUGUGACUUCUGCUUUCUGAAUCGUGGAUCAUCGGUCAAUCGCGAUGGCCAAUUCUACGGCAGCAUUGAAAAUGAGGAACGGCCGGCACUCACUCGCUGCGGGGCCUGCAAGGUCUCGUAUUACUGCUCAAAGACAUGCCAGACCAAGGCGUGGAAGAGCUACCACAAACGGGAAUGCAAAUUCCUGCGAGACAAUCCGCGCAUGGCAUCCUUGGAUCAAGCGUUGUGUCGACUGCUCGUCUGGAUCAAACAUAGGACCCUCUCCGAAGAUGACAUGCGUGCUAUCGUGGCAUUGGAGACCAAGUUCGACGCCCAGCUCGAACAAACGCGCCAGGCGGCCGGUGACGAGGGACCUGGCAUCGACAAGUCUCUUCACGUCGCUCAGAACCUACACGCUGUUGUCAAGCCGGGCAUCAGCCUGAGUCUGUGCCGCCAACUCUACUGCAUGCUCGCUAUCAAUUGCCUCGCCAUACGCCCUCCCGAGUUACAGAUCGCUUACGGGACCUGUCUCGACCUCGUGGUGUCACUCAUCAAUCAUUGCUGUGAUGAAAACGCACACAUCUUCUUCGAGGGACGAGAGCUGAGGUGUCGUGCCGUGAAGAACAUAGCAGCUGGGACAGAGAUCACCGUGUGCUACCAAGAUAGCCGGCAAGAUGUCCUCCAUAGGCGCAGCCUUUUGAAAGACAUCUUCUUCUUCACCUGUGACUGCAGCAAAUGCAAGUCCGAAACGGCGCAGCAUAUCGCCGCUGCAGUCAAGCGCCCAAACUACCUCGAAAUUCUCAGGGAGGCGCAGGAUGAUCUGAACAAAGUCGUGCACAAAUAUACCUUGGCAUCUGAGCGCUCGGCCAGGAACAUCAAAACCAUCAUGGAUUAUCAGACCGAGCUCCUUGACAUCGAGGAAAAGGUCUUCCAGGGUAGCAACUGGCCUGACCACAUCGAACCGAUGCCAUCAGCCCUUCGCGAUUUGGGUGGCAUGUACUUGGAGCUCAAGUACGUCGUGGGCCUGGAGUUUGUUCUCAAAGGCACCUUCUACUCACGCACCCAAGACGACCCCCGCUGGGUGCUCGACCUGAUGAAGCUCGUCAAAUACAUCCUCUACCUCUCACAAGAGAGAGAUGACGUGCUCAACUGGACUGGUGCUGCACCACCUCAGGUACUAGGGGGCCGGCCCACCCUCUUUGAUACUGCUAGGGGAUAUCUCGUCCACGUGUGCCUGAGUGGCAAGUUUACCUUUGGCCUUGACACGAAGUACGUCCAGGCCCUGUACCACUGGGCGGGCAACCUGAUCGAGCGGCCUGGAGAUCCGGGCAUCGACACGAAGGCCUUCCAAGAGCGUUUCAAGAGUUCGCAGGACAAGCUUCUCACCUGGGCAAAGAUGAAGACGGGCCGUGGCCUGGAGCUGCCCUCUCUCCAGGUCAUGGUCGGAUUUCGAAAGGACGUUGCUGAGGCAGCGGAAGGUGACAAGUGA